Nakaseomyces glabratus is the source of this 297-nucleotide messenger RNA. It is a transcript of the gene URM1, whose product is annotated as ubiquitin-related modifier URM1. Gene Ontology annotation, biological process: tRNA thio-modification; protein urmylation. NCBI's taxonomy places the organism in Eukaryota, Fungi, Ascomycota, Saccharomycetes, Saccharomycetales, Saccharomycetaceae. The record is from RefSeq and is a predicted model, not a curated record. Gene Ontology annotation, cellular component: cytoplasm; nucleus. Gene Ontology annotation, molecular function: protein tag activity.
AUGGUCAAAGUGAGAGUCGAAUUUUUGGGUGGACUUGAUGUUAUUGUGAACAAGCAACGUGUCUACGAUCUAGAUGUUCCAAGUCAAGUAGAAAACGUUGGGGAUCUGAUUGAUUACAUUAUAGAAAACCUUAUAACAAACAAGAAAGAUGUCGAAGUAUUCAUCGAGAAUGACUCUAUCAGGCCUGGUAUCAUUACCUUGAUUAAUGAUACUGACUGGGAAUUGGAGAACGAGAAAGAGUACGUCAUUGAAGAUGGAGAUGUCAUCUCAUUCACUUCUACAUUGCAUGGUGGUUGA